UCAUUUCCCUUUCUCCUUCUGUAGCUCUCUCUCACGGCUUCUCUCCCUCGUGCUCUUCUUGCUGCAGGAGCAGCCGUGGACGCCGUGUCGCAAGCAGCAGCCGCCGCCGGCUUCCUCCGUCCCGUCCCAAAUACUGAACCUGGAGCCCCGAUGCCCGCCUCUCUGCCUCGCAGGAGUCACCACCGUGUUGUGUUGCUGGACAGGAGCCGAGCCGUCACCGUCCCGUCGUCAGACCCCCAUCCAUGCAGCUCCUCGCCGUUGUCAACUUCCGGCGCUCUGCCAACGAGAGUUCCGGCCUCUGCUUUGAGCAGAGGAGGACGCCCGCGUCUCGCCACACCUCGACGCCGGCGCGCCUCCACAGCUACACCGGCCAGAACCUUACCUGGGAGCCCCGUCCCCGAUCCCUUCUUCAAGCAUGGCCGCCGCCCGUCUUCUUUAGGCACGAGCUCCAUCGGGUCCGCCUCCCUGCUGUUGGAGCCCCACAACCCCAGCGCUUCGGACGAACCAGGGACGAACGCCUCGCUGGAGCUCUGCAGGGGCUCAUCGCGCGCCGACCGUCCCGAGCUCCAAUCCGCGACUCCCCUUGCUGGAUUUGAACCCAGGCACCUCCCCGCGCUCAGUUCCGCCCGUUCCGGCCGGUUCCCGUCGACCCUGUCGCCAAGACCCUUGCCGUUGUCUUCUCCAUUGCCAUGGCUCUGCUCCUGUUCUGUUUCUUCAGGAACGAGAACAGCAGUAGCUCGUCUCGCAAGCGUCGACCGAGGAGAGGGCUAGCAGGCCCAGGUGCGCCCCCUGCUGGCCUCCCCUCUCCACCAGCCGUGCCUUGGCCCAUGUGUGCAGCGCCCAGCCCCUAUCCUGUAUUUGUUGGGCUAGGUGGUUUCAGCCCAUGGACAUAUUUUUUUCCCCUGAACGAAUUUGUCUUUUAUUCCAGAGAACCCUAUUUUGCAGAAAAGUCCCUCAACAACAUGCAUAUAAUAACUCACAAUUCGUGCAUCGGUUUAAAACAAUUUAUAUAUGAAAUAUGCUUAGUUUUCCAUAUAGUUUCAUAAUAUGUCAUUUUCA
This is a messenger RNA of Triticum dicoccoides, 1059 nucleotides long. RefSeq lists its product as uncharacterized. The transcript is spliced from 2 exons. NCBI's taxonomy places the organism in Eukaryota, Viridiplantae, Streptophyta, Magnoliopsida, Poales, Poaceae. The record is from RefSeq and is a predicted model, not a curated record. Bases 151 to 771 code for a protein of 206 amino acids.